Brachypodium distachyon (stiff brome) is the source of this 528-nucleotide messenger RNA. RefSeq names its product RING-H2 finger protein ATL39. Lineage: Eukaryota; Viridiplantae; Streptophyta; Magnoliopsida; Poales; Poaceae. The coding region runs from base 1 to 528 and encodes 175 amino acids. The transcript has a single exon. The record is from RefSeq and is a predicted model, not a curated record.
AUGUAUGACGUCGACCGCACGGUGCUUCUGGCGUUGGGCGCCGGCCUGGUCAUCGCGGCCUCAUGCAUCGCCGCCGUCUACUACUGCUGCAGCGUCACGAUCCGGAAGCUCCGGGAGCGGCGGGCGGCGGCGGCCGAUCUGCAGCGCGCGCUCCUGAGCGUCGCCGUGCAGCAUUUCAACGCCAGGCAGCACAGGAUGCAGCAGCAGCCGGCCCCGGCGGAUCCGGCGGCGGAGGCGUGGGUGAGGGCACGGGCGGAGAGGGCGGAGACGGCGCUCAGGAUCGUCAACGGCGCGUCCUUCCCGAGGUGGCAGCCUGGCCCUGGCGCCGGAGACGGAGACGAAGAUUGCUGCCCGGCGUGCAGGGAGAAGAUGGAGCGCGGCCAGGCGUGCUGCGUGCUGCCGGCGUGCGGCCACGAGUUCCACCGGGAUUGCAUGGCGGGCUGGAUCAAGACCAGCUUGAACGCCACCUGCCCUGCUUGCAGGACGCCCAUCGCCGAUCAUCGUCGCAAACAUGGUCUAGCUAGCUAG